AUGAAAUACAUUCUCCAUUUGACCUUUGUGUGUCUGAGUCUCUUGACUCCAAGGAUGUGCAUCCAGGGGAAUCAGUUCAACAUUGAGGUCAGCAGAAGUGACAAGCUCUCCCUGCCUGGCUUUGAGAAUCUCACAGCAGGAUAUAAUAAAUUUCUCAGGCCCAAUUUUGGUGGAGAACCAGUUCAGAUAGCACUGACUCUGGACAUUGCAAGUAUUUCUAGUAUUUCAGAGAGUAACAUGGACUAUACAGCCACCAUAUACCUCAGACAGCGCUGGACGGACCAGCGGCUGGUAUUUGAAGGCAACAAGAGCUUCACUCUGGAUGCGCGCCUUGUGGAGUUCCUCUGGGUGCCGGACACUUACAUUGUGGAGUCCAAGAAGUCCUUCCUCCAUGAAGUCACUGUGGGCAACAGGCUCAUCCGCCUCUUCUCCAAUGGCACAGUCCUGUAUGCUCUCAGAAUCACAACGACUGUUGCAUGUAACAUGGACCUGUCUAAAUACCCCAUGGACACACAGACAUGCAAGUUGCAACUGGAAAGCUGGGGUUACGAUGGGAACGAUGUGGAGUUCAGCUGGCUGAGAGGGAACGACUCGGUGCGUGGGUUGGAAAACCUGCGUCUUGCUCAGUACACCAUACAACGGUAUUUCACCUUAGUCACCAGAUCACAGCAGGAAACAGGAAAUUAUACACGACUGGUCUUGCAAUUUGAGCUUCGGAGGAAUGUCCUGUAUUUUAUUUUGGAAACCUAUGUUCCUUCCACUUUCCUGGUGGUGUUAUCCUGGGUUUCAUUUUGGAUUUCCCUUGAUUCAGUUCCUGCAAGAACCUGUAUCGGAGUGACCACCGUACUGUCAAUGACAACACUGAUGAUCGGGUCCCGCACUUCUCUUCCUAACACCAACUGUUUCAUAAAGGCCAUCGAUGUGUACCUGGGAAUCUGCUUUAGCUUCGUGUUUGGGGCCCUAUUGGAAUACGCAGUUGCCCACUACAGCUCUUUACAGCAGAUGGCAGCCAAAGACAGGGGGACAGCGAAGGAAGUGGAAGAAGUCAAUAUUACUAACAUUAUCAACAGCUCCAUCUCCAGCUUUAAACGGAAGAUCAGCUUUGCCAGCAUUGAAAUUUCCGGUGAUAAUGUUGACUAUAGUGACCUGACCAUGAAAACCAGUGACAAGUUCAAGUUUGUCUUCCGAGAUAAGAUGGGCAGGAUUGUUGAUUAUUUCACAAUUCAAAACCCCAGUAAUGUUGAUCGCUAUUCCAAAUUACUAUUUCCUUUGAUUUUUAUGCUAGCCAAUGUAUUUUACUGGGCAUACUACAUGUAUUUUUGA
This is a messenger RNA of Puma concolor (puma), 1323 nucleotides long. It is a transcript of the gene GABRP, whose product is annotated as gamma-aminobutyric acid type A receptor subunit pi. Gene Ontology annotation, cellular component: membrane. The record is from RefSeq and is a predicted model, not a curated record. Gene Ontology annotation, biological process: monoatomic ion transmembrane transport. NCBI's taxonomy places the organism in Eukaryota, Metazoa, Chordata, Mammalia, Carnivora, Felidae. Gene Ontology annotation, molecular function: extracellular ligand-gated monoatomic ion channel activity; GABA-A receptor activity.